Molecule: messenger RNA, 2196 nt
Organism: Botrytis porri
Lineage: Eukaryota; Fungi; Ascomycota; Leotiomycetes; Helotiales; Sclerotiniaceae
Exons: 1
Coding region: 1-2196 (731 amino acids)
Source: RefSeq, a predicted model, not a curated record
AUGUAUUCGCAAAACACCUACACCCCUAUGCCCGAGAACGCUGAGGAUGGCUGGCCCUUGAGAUUACGCCGGCUUAGUCGCUCUGUUCUCUCCCGCCCUUCUCAAAAGCCCUCUGGUUCUCGAAAGGCACCUCCUCAUCUCCACGAUCGACCUAUCUUAGUCGGAAACUCGGAGUCAGAGUUGUUAGAUAUAUUAUCUUCGACAAUCAAUACCACACCUGCUCUCAACGCUAGACCCGUGCAUCAACAUCAACGUCAAAAUACUCUGGAAGAUCCUAGAAGGUUCAAUGUUCUUGAUCAUAAAGCGCCUCAGAAGUCCGUUUUGUUCAGAGCCAGUAUAUUUGGAAGUCUCAAAAAGAGAAAGGCUACUCGGCCAAGUACCAGUCCCAAUUCAGCCCUCGCGACCAGAGAAACACCCACACAGUGUAGCAUCAAUCGGGAACGUACGUCUCUGGACAUGGUCAAUAACCACACUUCCAAUCUCUAUAAUGAUUCCAGACCUGCAACACCGAAACCCAAGAGCAAAUCUAGGGACAGUUCUCCUGUCCGCGCAGCAAAAUCGAUGGGAAGAAAAUUAUCAAUGAAAUUUUCGAGAAAGGUAAAGAAAGCAGAAAACGAAAAGGCAGAAAACGAGAAAGCAAAAAUUAUGACUACGGAAAAUGAUACGGAAAAAAGUAUAAGCUAUCCAAUUGAUAUCAAAAUGGUGAUCCCGGAUCCUGUAGAGCUUCACCCCGCGGUUGUAGUUGAAACACCUACAUCUGAACUUUCGUUUCAAGAAAGGCCUCUACGAAGUAAUCUCUCCCGUAAAGAUCUUCGACGACCCAACACAUCCGCAUCAACUUCCACCUCAAUUUCAAAUUCAGCAGCAUCAACUUAUGGUAUUGCACCUCUAUCAAUCAAGAAAGCAUACUCCACUUCAACUCUUCGAAGUAAUCAAAGAAUUGCUACGGACCUCCCGGUAAUGGAAGCACAGGUACUUCGAUCACCACCGCCCAAUUACCACGCUUCGAUGGAUUUUCCUAUGAAGUUAGAUAAGGUCCCUGAAGUCGAUUUAGCUCAACACCCUGCCCUUUCUCGUGUAUCAACAUCUAGAGCAUCUCAAUCACAGCCUGAGUUGGAGCGAUAUACUACCUCUUUUAAUAAGUCAGUGUCGAACGAAUUUCAAUCUGAAGCCGAAUUCACCUCCUCUGUUCGGCCACAAACCCGCAACAGUAAUGCACCUCGUCCCUCUAUGUCGACAACUGUUCGUCCCUCGCUCGAUCCUUGUGGUACUUAUGAGAUAACAUCCGAAAACACCCAUGAUACUGUCGCUCCCCUCCUCAUCCGCAAGGGACCUGAUGACACGACCCCAAAACGUUUAUCUUCGCUCAGGCGCUCGCUCUCAGACUUCAAGUCAUCACGCUCUACACCUACUCGUUCCCAAACACAAGGGGUUGAUCUUUCUGAACAAAUGGGUCUAACCCCAAAGGUAGAACGCUCAAGCAGCACGCGCUCGAAAACUUAUUACACGUUAGGGAGUACAGAGGCAGCCGUUCCAGGCGUAAGCAGGAGUGCGACUGUUAAAAACGCGAAACGCAAUUCAACGUUGUCAAAUCGAAGACAAUCACAUGCUUCUAUUGAAGCUCCUCUUUCUGUUUUGCCUUCUCCUACAUCUUCCGAACCCCGAAAUUCUAUUGCAACUAUCAGAACUGUACCCUACGAGAUAGAAUUUCUACCCAUCAAAGCCAGUCCGAGUCGUGUGAAGAACGCUCCUAAACCUGAUACAUUGCGAUCCCAAAUCAACGCUCCGGUUCUGAUUGAGGAGAAGAAACGUGCCCAAACACCGCGUCGAUCUAAGAGACCCGAUUACUUGAAGAUGUUCGAUGUGCCUAAUUUGAUGAUGGAUUGUGGGGGUUAUGACGAGUAUAGUUAUUCCGAAUAUACGUACUCUGAAUAUGCGCCGUACUCAACGGGAGAGAUGAUCAAGAGAGUUUCCAUGACGGUAACAAAACAGUGCUCUGAUUCUGGAAUCUCGAGAGAUGGAGAAUUUGAGAAGUUUAUGGAAAAUGCGAAGAAGGUGGCUAGGGAAGAGAAACCGAGGGUGAUGGGGAGAGAUGGGGUUGUGGGGGAGAAUAUUAGGGGGAUGGAGAGGAAGAGAACUGUUUGGGGGAGUUUGAGAAGAAGGGAUCGUUAUGAACCGAAGGCUGUGAGAGCUUGA